AUGAGUGGUGGAGUUUAUGGUGGAGAUGAAGUUGGUGCCCUGGUAUUUGACAUUGGCUCCUAUUCUUUCCGAGCUGGUUAUGCUGGAGAAGAUAGUCCCAAAUCUCUCUCUGUUCUGCUCCCCAGUCUCUCUCUCUGUUCUGCUCUCCUGUUCUCUCUCUGUUCUGCUCCCCAGUCUCUCUCUGUUCUGCUCCCCAGUCUCUCUCUGUUCUGCUCCCCAGUCUCUCUCUGUUCUGCUCCCCAGUCUCUCUCUGUUCUGCUCCCCAGUCUCUCUCUGUUCUGCUCCCCAGUCUCUCUCUGUUCUGCUCCCCCAGUCUCUCUCUGUUCUGCUGUCUCUCUCUCUCUCUCUCUCUCUGUUCUGCUCCCCAGUCUCUCUCUCUCCUCUCUCUGUUCUGCUCCCCAGUCUCUCUCUCUCCUCUCUCUGUUCUGCUCCCCAGUCUCUCUCUCUCUCUCCUCUCUCUGUUCUGCUCCCCAGUCUCUCUCCUCUCUCUGUUCUGCUCCCCAGUCUCUCUCUCUCCCUCUCUCUGUUCUGCUCCCCCCAGUCUCUCUCUCUCUCUCUGUUCUGUUCUGCUCCCCAGUCUCUCUCUCUCUCUCUCUCUGUUCUGCUCCCCAGUCUCUCUCUCUCCUCUCUCUGUUCUGCUCCCCUCCCUCUCUCUCUCUCUCUCUCUCUCUCUCUCUCCCCCUCUCUCUCUCUCUCUACCUCUCUCCCUCUCUCUCUACCUCUCUCUCUCUCUACCUCUCUCCUCUCUCUCUCUACCCUCUCUCUCUCUCUACCUCUACCUCUCUCUCUCUCUACCUCUACCUCUCUCUCUCUACCUCUACCUCCUCUCUACCUCUCUCUCUACCUCUCUACCUCUCCCUCUCUCUCUCUACCUCUCUCCACCUGGCUGAACUUCCAAGUGCUGUUGGUAUUGUUGAUGAGGAAGUUCCAUUCACAGAUAAUGAAAAUGAAGCCCAAGCAAAAACUGAAAAGAAAUAUUACAUUGACACUCCUUACUUAAAAGUACCUCGAAAAGGGAUGGAGGUUACCAGCUUUUUAAAAGAUGGCAUGAUUGAAAACUGGGACACCUAUGAGAAAAUUUUGGACAAUGUUUAUGCUCGUCAUAUCAAAUCAGAAUCUCACCUUCACCCCGUUAUGAUGUCGGAACCAGCCUGGAACACAAAAGCCAAGCGAGAAAAGCUGACUGAAGUAAUGUUUGAAAAAUAUAAUGUCCCUGCAUUUUUUCUAUGCAAAAAUGCAGUUCUUUCAGCGUUUGCUAAUGGACGUUCAACAGGUUUGAUUUUAGACAGUGGGGCUACACAUACUACUGCUGUACCUGUUUAUGAUGGCUAUGUGCUCACCCAAGCCAUUGUCAAGUCUCCGCUGGCUGGAGAUUUUAUUAUCAUGGAGAGCAAAAAGUUAUGUGAAGAUUUAGAUAUAGAAAUUAAUCCACCAUACCUCAUACAGUCUAAAGAGGCUGUGCCAGAAAAUGAACCCCCUAAAUAUAUCAAAAAAGAAGUUCCGGAAGUGACAAAAUCAUUCCAUAAUUAUAUGGUCAAAGAUGUACUUCAAGAUUUUGUAGCAACUGUAUUGCAAGUUUCUGAUACACCUUAUGAAGAAAGCCAAACAGAGACUAUGCCUUCUUUGCAUUAUGAAUUCCCUACUGGCUACAACCAGGAUUUUGGCUAUAAGAGAUUCAAAGUGAGUGAAGGACUGUUUGAUCCAAGUAUCAUCAAGGAUGUUCCUGGGAACACAAUGCUCAGUGUAGGACAUGUUGUCACCACCAGUGUAGGCAUGUGUGACAUUGAUAUUCGACCUAGUCUCUACAGUGGUGUAAUUGUUGUUGGUGGUAACACACUGCUUAAUGGAUUCACAGACAGAUUGAAUCGGGACCUUAGUACAAAGACUCCUCCUAGUAUGAGAUUGAAGAUCAUUGCAGCAACAGGUACAGCUGAGAGACGAUUUAGUAGCUGGAUUGGUGGUUCCAUCCUUGCUUCUCUGGGCUCCUUUCAACAGAUGUGGAUUUCUAAGCAGGAGUAUGAGGAAGGAGGCAAGGGAUGUGUGGAGAGAAAAUGCCCGUAA
Acanthosepion pharaonis is the source of this 2061-nucleotide messenger RNA. The record is from the annotation of a GenBank genome assembly. NCBI's taxonomy places the organism in Eukaryota, Metazoa, Mollusca, Cephalopoda, Sepiida, Sepiidae.